GACAAAGCCGGCGGCGGCAUCACACCGUUGGAGAUGGUCGAUCGGAAGCGAGAGAACACAUUUGUGAAUACUCUUGCUGUCGGCGUGCGAACGAAGCAGAACGAGUCGCACGUCUUGGACUUUCGUUAUGCCGUUCAGAUAAGCGUCUGCUUGCUGAAACCAAUUGGUGCCUGGCCGCUGGCCAGCGAUGAGACGUCGAGGCUCAAAAUCGUUCUGCAUAAGGCGUCGAUGGUGAUCGUCACGUUUCUCCUGGUCUUCAUGAUCGUGCCGUGGAUCAUACUUAUUGUGAAAGAGAAAUGGGGCGUCUUCCUCAUAUUACGUACGAUGUGCCCGCUGAUCUUUAUAACAACGGUCUUCGCGAGAUACGUUCUGUUGCUUUGGCAUCAGGAUCGACUCAAGGUCUGCAUCGAUCGCAUGGCCGACGAUUGGCGGUUCGCAAUAAUCGCCGAGGAUCGGGAUGUCAUGUUGGCGAACGCUCGACUAGGCCGUACCUUUGGCAUGGUUUCCGUGGUUUUCAUGUUCAGUAGUGGAGCGCUGUACUACGCGCUACCCUUAACCAUGCCAAAGAUGAUCAACGAGGACAACGUUACCGUAAGAUCGCAUCCGUCGCCCUGUGAAUUUCUUGUGUUUGAUGCCAAGGUUAGUCCUGUGUAUGAGAUCGUGUACUUCUUGCAACUUUUAUCCGGUUACACUGCCUACAGUACAUUCAGCGGCAUUUGCAGCUUGAUAGCCAAUUUCGUCACGCAUGUGUGCGGACAAUACGACAUGUUAAUAUCGAUUUUUGAAGAAACCGUGGACGGCGGCAAGCACAAUAGCGGUUCCAUCAAAGAUCGAAUCGCCAUCGCGAUCAAUCGGCAUUUGCGUCUGUUAAGAUUGGUUUCUAACGUAAGCAGCUUAUUUACCGAGAUAUGUUUUGUGGAAUUCAUAAGCGCUUCGUGUAACAUAUGUCUCUUCGGCUAUUACAUCAUUACUGUAUGUUAA
Pogonomyrmex barbatus (red harvester ant) is the source of this 981-nucleotide messenger RNA. RefSeq lists its product as uncharacterized. The record is from RefSeq and is a predicted model, not a curated record. Lineage: Eukaryota; Metazoa; Arthropoda; Insecta; Hymenoptera; Formicidae. Gene Ontology annotation, cellular component: plasma membrane. Gene Ontology annotation, biological process: detection of chemical stimulus involved in sensory perception of smell; sensory perception of smell. Gene Ontology annotation, molecular function: olfactory receptor activity; odorant binding.